Molecule: messenger RNA, 975 nt
Organism: Emericellopsis cladophorae
Lineage: Eukaryota; Fungi; Ascomycota; Sordariomycetes; Hypocreales; Bionectriaceae
Exons: 2
Coding region: 1-975 (324 amino acids)
Cellular component (GO): cytoplasm
Source: RefSeq, a predicted model, not a curated record
AUGUCCCCUACCGCCAACACCCCAGUGGCCUCUGGCCUCAUGCGCCUCGCCAACCUGCCUAGCGAGGAAGACGCCCUCGCCGCCAUCAAGACAUCCAUCGACAAUGGCAGCACCUAUCUCAACGCAGCCGAGUUCUACGGCCCGCCCGACUACGGCAGCCUGUACUUCCUGGCCAGGCACCUCGAGCGCCACCCCGAGGACGCCGGCAAGAUUACCCUCAACGUCAAGGGCGCCCUCAACACCACCACCUACAUGCCCGACGCCGCCCCGGACAAGACGCGGCAGAGCAUCGCGAACUGCCUGCGACUGCUCGAGGGCAGGGUCCCGAUCCACCAGUUCGCCCCUGCGCGCGUCGACCCCGACCACGACAUCCUCGACACCCUGGCCGUCGUCAACGAGUACGUCCAGGCCGGCAAGAUUGGCGCCAUCGGCCUCAGCGAGGUCUCCGAGAUGACCCUGCGGCGCGUCGCCGCCAAGUACAAGGUGGCCACGCUUGAGAUUGAGUUCUCCCUUUUCAGGACCGAGCCCCUGAGCAACGGUCUGCUGGCCGCCUGCGCUGAGCUGGGCGUCACCGUCCUUGCUUACUCCCCUCUCGGAAAGGGCCUGCUCGGUGGACAGUUCAAGAAGGUAAAGGAUAUCCCCGAGAACGACAUGCGCCGGCAUUUCCCCCAGUUCUCCGCAGACAACCUCGCCAAGAACCUCGAGCUCGUCGGGGCUGUCGAGGAGCUGGCCAAAAAGAAGGGCUGCACCGCCGGGCAGAUCGCCAUUGGGUGGAUUCUGGACGUCGCCAAGCGGCCCUGCAUGCCCACCAUCUACCCGCUCCAGGGCUCCGGUAACCCUUCGCGCAUCAAGGAGAACCUGGCCGUCGUCGACCUCUCGGCCGAGGAUGUGGCCCAGAUUGACGAGUUCCUCAAGGACUUUGUCGGGGCGGGUAGCAGGUACCCUGAGCGGAUGAUGACCGUGGUUGACCAGUAG